Messenger RNA from Vidua chalybeata, 1106 nucleotides. RefSeq names its product F-box protein 36 (gene FBXO36). The record is from RefSeq and is a predicted model, not a curated record. Gene Ontology annotation, molecular function: protein binding. NCBI's taxonomy places the organism in Eukaryota, Metazoa, Chordata, Aves, Passeriformes, Viduidae.
AUGUUGAAGGAUAUGCAAGAUGAGGAACAUGUAAUUUUCAGGUGGUGGAAAAUUUCCCUUAAGAAUGAAUUUCAUUUAAGACCUAGAGAAAUGAUAGCAUCCCUGGAGGAUAAUAAUAAUUACAUAUUUCAGAUUGCUGUAGUGUUUGGUGCCAGAGUUCUGGACGUCCUCAAUCUGUGCCAAGGUAACUAUGACUUCCUGAAACAGCUUCCUGUCCCAUUGCUCCUGUACAUCAUUUCCUUUCUGGAGCUUGAAGAUAUUGCCAGACUUUCUCAAGUUUCACACAGAUUUGAAACACUAUGUGACAGUAAUGUGCUCUGGGAAGCUCUUGUGGAGAGCUCGUGUGACACAGCCACACCUGAAAUGAAAGAGCCCCCACAGGAUGUGGGCUGGGACCUUCACACACACAAAUGUCUGCCACAGCUCCAAAGGAGGCAGAAGCACCGUGCUCAGAACAAGAAACUAACUGAAUAAAGGUUCAUGUUCCAUUGAAGCAAUUGUUAUAAGGCAUGGCUGUUUAUUGGGUCAGACACGUGGAUUUUUCUUCUUUAUUAUGGAAAACAGACUUUUUAAGGAUUGAGAGGAAAACCAAAAUAUGUCUUACCAGGAGCAACAUGUAAAUAUUACAAUGUUUACUAGGAUGGGUAUCCUGAAAUUUUUUUUUAAUAGCAUCAUUGCAGUUACUGCAAUAGAACAGGUUGUGGCUACUUUGUAUUUCUUUCUUCUGAUUUCUCUGGUUUGUAUCUAUGCUACAGGUACACCAUGGCUUACAGCAGACACUGUGGCAUUGUCAUUUAUAGAGGCUGAUUAAUACAUCAUUUACAAUUUACUAGAUUUAGGACCCAAGUAUUAAACCAGUGAUUUUAGUGUUUGGAUAUAAUAGUUUCAUAUUUGAAGAGUGUAAAAAGUUUAAAAUUUUUUAACAUGCCAAGCACUAAAUUUGAAUUUUAUAAGUUGAUUAAAAACUAUGAAUACAGGGUUCUUGUAUAAUUCUGGUUGUUUAUAAACCAGUACUUUAAUACAUAAAUAUUCACUGAUUUAGAUUAGGGAUUUUUUUGUUCUAGAACUAUAUUAUCAAUAUGCUGGAAACAUUCAGUGAUUGUUGA